Messenger RNA from Histoplasma capsulatum G186AR, 423 nucleotides. RefSeq lists its product as uncharacterized. Lineage: Eukaryota; Fungi; Ascomycota; Eurotiomycetes; Onygenales; Ajellomycetaceae. The coding region runs from base 1 to 423 and encodes 140 amino acids. The record is from RefSeq and is a predicted model, not a curated record. The transcript has 2 exons.
AUGGAGCUGGGCUUCGCUGGGGGCUUCGCUGGGGGCUUCGCUGGGGGCUUCGCUGGGCCACGGCGGGCCUCACACCAUAAAUACUCCGUACGCGGGUUUCAGGUUUGUUACUUCGAUCUUCCGCCAUUCCCCACCCAGCACGGGAGAUCCCGGGUCGUCGAGGACAGGGCUGCCACUUUGGCUCCGGGCCAGGCCUGCAAGGCGCUCGACAAGGCCAAUGACCCGUGGGGGGCCCCGAGGGUGGCCCCGGGUUCUCCCGAUGGGCCUUUGCCUCCUGCGCAGGGCGUGGAUGGAGCAGGUGGAUCCACGGCGCGAGCGAAGAGGAUCUUCCACGGUUUGUCGCUGGGAAACUCGGGUGGUGUGCGAGUCACUUUUCGCCUCCAGGGCUCUACGCUGGUAUAUGAUUGCAGACAAGAGACAUGA